GAUUUUCCUGCAGCUCGGUUCAGAUGCGUGGAGAGGUUCUGCAGGUUCUGGGUCAUUCGGAGUCGCUGCUCCUCCCGCCUGCAGCUGCAGCUCUGCGCCUCGGAUCAGCCGAGCAGCUGCUGAGCUCCGCAGCUCCAAGUCCGACUUAAAUAAACCCGAAAGGGGGAAACCGGGUUAAAGGUUAGUCUGCGUGAGGAAACUGAGCUCACUCUGUUUGCUGGAAGGAGUCGCACGCUGCAGACUGCGCAACGAUGAGUCCUGGAGCUGGUUUUAAUCAUCUGCUGUGCUUCGUGUUUUUACUCCCUGACGUCCUGAACACACAAACAGCACUCCCUCCUGAGUGUGCUGCUGGUGGCCACACGGUCCUGCAGGACCCCCAGCGCAGCCCCACCUUCAGCUCCAGCAGGCUGCAGGACCCGGUCUGCGACCACUCCCUGACCCCAGGCUGGUACCAGUUUCAGGUUUCUAACAAGCGGGCCAGCAUGCCCACUCAGUGUGUGGAGGUGGACCACUGUGGGACUCAGGCUCCGGUGUGGCUGUCCCUGGGCCACGGUGAGUCCCUGCCGGGCCCGCUGGAGGUGCGGCAGCUGACGGCCUGCGCUGCCUGGCAGAUGUUUCAGAGCAGCGUCAAAAACUGCUGCACGUUUCGUAUCCCGGUCACCGUCCGCAACUGUGGAGGUUUUUACGUUUACCUGCUGCGGCCCACGCAGGGCUGCACGGGCUACUGCGCAGAAGAGAUGCCAGAGACUGUACCUCCAACGUCACUUACCUGUGGUGCUGAUGAGGUGAACAUCGAUGGAGCUUGUAAAAUCAAUCAGCCUCCGGCUCCGUCGGUGCCGGCGAUCGUCUCAGAGGUGACGGGUAACACCGUCCACCUGAAGUGCAGCUUCCAGAGCAGCCUCAGCAGCUCCCUGGGCUUCGUGGUGGCCUGGUCCCGCCUCUCGUCUGAGGGCAGGAAGGAGGAGCUCAAACAGGAGACCACCGUCCACACCUCCGCCCUCAUCGAGCUGGACGGCUUCAACCUCCGCCUGGGGGACAAGAUUUAUUGCUCCAGCUCCAGUUUCUUCUUGGACUCACCAGAUGUGCGAAGUGCUUCUGUGGAAAGUCAGGAGUUUUUUGCUGGCAUUAUAACAGUUAAGGACGUUCCCGCAGCCUAUUGUUACUCCUUCACUGAUCCUCACAUCAUAACCUUUGAUGGCAGGUUCUACGAGAACAAUCAAAUCGGCACUUUCGUUCUUUACAAGAGCACUUUCUGGCCGUUUGAGGUCCACGUCCGUCAGUGGGAGUGCGGCAGCUUGGUGCACGCCGCCUCCUGUGCGUGUGGCUUUGCAGCGAGGGAUGGUGGCGACGUUCUCACGUUUGACAUGUGCGACGGGGAGAUGGGUGAAACCAAACCUCAGCUGUCGGUGAAGAACAGAGGCUCGGGCAGGAGCGGCAUUCAUAUCUCCAAGUCCUACCAAGGACGCAAAGUCACUAUAACUUUCCCCUCUGGAGCGUUUGUUCGUGYUGAUGUGUCCGACUGGGGAAUGAGUUUGACCCUGAGGGCCCCCAGUUCGGACCGAAACCACACCGAGGGUCUGUGUGGGACCUACGACGGGCAGCCCGACAAUGACCUCCACUCAGCAGGGGGCGCUAGGCUGAAGAGGCUGCAGGCUUUUCUUUCUGAAUGGAGACUCCCUGCAGGCAGCAGCCUGUUUGACUCUGUUCCGAACCACCUGAGCUCACCACAAACCCAGAGCUACUGCACCUGUCAGGCCAAUCCACACACGUCCUCUCCCAGAACCCAACAGCAACAAACCACCUCCACCUGUUCUGAUAGUGGAAUCGUCAGUUUUCCCAGUUUUAUCCCCUCUCUGGAUGUCACCGCCGAGUACAUCAGCUCAGUGGAGCUGCCGAAGAGAAAUCAAAGACGGUCCAGUAAAAAUACUCACAAGCAAGGCACUAUCAGAGCUCACAAACAGCCCAGACACAGCCGUCAGACCCAUGGUUUCACUCCCACACCUCCAACUCUGAGCCAGUCUAACCUGCAGAGCUUCUCCUACUUCUUCCCAGAAGACCACGAAGCCGCCGUUCAACCGGACGCCCCCCCGACGUGGCCCACACCCUCCGGGCUGACUCAGCAGCAGGCCCGGGCUCAGUGCCAGCGAUCCGUGGCCGACUCCAGCACGGCCUCGGGCUGCCGCCUCGUCCUGCGGCGGCCGACGAUCAGCCGAGCCGUAGCCAUGUGCGUCGCCGACCUGCAGCUGAAGGACGAGCCAUCGUGGCUGACGGCGACGCUGCCGCUGCUGGAGAACGAGUGUGAGAGGAGGCUGGUGGAGGACAGGAGGAGAGGCGAGGAACACCGAGACGCUCGGGCCAUCCUCAGGUGUCCCAACCUGUGCAGCGGGAACGGACAGUGCUCCGAGCAGGGCUGCGUCUGCUUCACGGGGUUUGGGUCGUACGACUGCAGUGCACUGACUGAUCAGAUUCCAGAGAUCAACCAGUUGGAGAAAGUUCUGUGUGACGUCCGUCAGGAGGACUGCCUCACCGUCCAGAUCCACGGUCUGGGCUUCAAGGACUCCAACGAGCUCAAGUGUGAAUUUGUUAAAGAAAAGUCUGACGAUGAUGAGGGGGUUCUACAUGCCCCUCGGUUUGUUUUGGCCACCUUUCUGAAUGAAACUUCUCUGGAGUGCCAGCUCCCCCUGGUGGACAGCCGGGCUCCUGCAGGCGUAGGAAACGGACCGGUGGCUCGCUGGCAGAUCAAAGUUUCUAACGACGGCUACAGCUUCAGCAACUCCAAAAUCCUGACUGUGUACGAUGGAGCGUGUCAGACCUGCAGCCUGGACACGGACCUCAGCUGCACCCUGAGGGAUCGAACCUGCAGCAUUGAUGGGAAAUGUUACAAUGAAGGGGAGUCCAGUCCCAGCAGCCGCUGCCUCGCAUGUCGCCCAGAUCUGUCCAAACACACGUGGUCCAGAACUGAGCAAAACAAACCUCCGCUGUUCCAGUCGCCUCCAUUUGGCCUUCGCUCCUUCCAGGAGGAGAAUUUCAUCUACCAGCUGCGAGCUGAGGAUCCAGAGGGCGCCACGGUUCUUUUCACCCUGGUUUCAGGCCCUGAGGGGGCGUCGCUGUCUCCUGCUGGCCUGCUGAGCUGGAAGGCCACUGCUCACUCCGCAGACACACACAUCAUUCAGUUCACUGUGACUGACGACUGCAGGGCCGAGACCAGAGCCUCUGUUCAUGUGUUCGUCGGUUCCUGUGAAUGUCUGAACGGAGCUUCCUGCGUCUCUGAUGGAAAYGUCCCAGCAGGCAGCGGGGCACACAARUGCGCGUGCCGGGACGGCUUCACRGGGCGGCGGUGCGAGGUGGACAUCGACGACUGCAAACCCAACCCCUGCAGACUCGGCCGCUGCGUGGACGGACCCAACUCAUUUUCCUGCAUCUGCCCACCUGGAAUGACAGGACAUACCUGCAGAGAAGAUAUAGAUGAGUGCUUCUCCCAGCCUUGCUUUCCUACAGUGAGCUGCACCAACACUCUGGGCUCGUUUCUCUGUGGACCGUGUCCACGAGGACACAGUGGUGAUGGGAAAACCUGCAGACUUCUGAGUCCUGAUGCAGGCAACCCAGAGGCGGUGACACCGCAGGUUUCACAGAGACUCAAACCGUCGGGUCCGCCCCCCUGCAGCAGAGCGCCGUGUUACCCGGGAGUCCAGUGCUUUGAAACGGUCCACGUCUCGGCGGGUUUUGCCUGUGGACCCUGUCCUCCUGGUCUUCAUGGAAAUGGACAAACAUGCACAGCUGGUCAGCGAACACUCAGCAACAUCCACAUCCCCGAGUCCAACUCCAGCCGAGACAGAGCUACGUCUUCACUGUCAGCCAGCAGGAAGUCCAGACCAGAGAGCUCCAGCCUCAGUAGAGUUUUUCCCCUCCAGGAGAGGAAGACGACAGAAACGCCACAGAAUCCAACAGAUUUUGCUGUUCCUGUCAGAGGUCAGCCCAGCGGGGUGGAGCUGACCCCUGACCUCUCAGCUGGAGCCAGGUUCAGGUCACCGGCCCACCGGGGGACCUGUGUCGACUCCCCCUGCUUUCCUGGAGUUUCCUGUGAAGCCACGGACUCAGGCUCCUCCAGGUGUGGGCGCUGCCCGUACGGAUACACUGGAGAUGGAGUUGUGUGUAAAGCUGUGUGCAGAUAUCAGUGUGGCAGGAACAUGGAGUGCUCUCUGCCCAACACCUGCACCUGCAAAGCGGGUUACACCGGAUACAGCUGCCACACAGCUGUGUGCCGACCCGACUGCAGGAACCAGGGGAAGUGUGUGAAGCCCGACGUGUGCGAAUGUCCUGCGGGCUACGGCGGGCCCACCUGCGAGGAAGCGAGCUGCGAGCCGCCCUGUCAGCACGGAGGCACCUGUCUGAGCAGAAACCUCUGUACCUGCCCCUACGGUUACCUGGGGCCCAGAUGUGAAACCAUGGUGUGUAACAGGCACUGUGAAAACGGAGGCGAGUGUGUUUCUCCGGAUGUCUGCAAAUGUAAACCUGGAUGGUUUGGACCGACGUGCAGCUCAGCUCUCUGUAAGCCCGUCUGUCUGAACGGAGGAUUGUGUCUGAAACCAAACGUCUGUGCCUGUCCCACCGGCUUCUUUGGAUCUCAGUGUCAAAUUGCUGUUUGCAGCCCGCCCUGUAAACACGGAGGUCAGUGCAUGAGAAACAACGUGUGCUCGUGCCCCGAGGGCUACACCGGACAAAGGUGUCAAAAGAGCGUGUGUGAGCCGACGUGCAUGAACGGAGGCAAGUGUGUCGGGCCGAACACGUGCUCCUGUGCGUCCGGGUGGAGGGGCAGGAGGUGCAGCAUACCCACGUGUCUGCAGAAAUGUAAGAAUGGCGGCGAGUGUGUCGGACCGAACACCUGCGACUGUCCUGUGGGCUGGGAGGGCCUUCAGUGUCAAACCCCGAUCUGCAAACAGCGCUGCCUGAACGGAGCGCGCUGCGUUCUGCCAGACCACUGCUUCUGUCGGAGAGGAUACAAGGGCCUCACGUGUGCAGUGAAGGCAUCACAAGCGUGAGAGGACAGGAAAACAGGAGGAGAGCAGCAAAGCAUGUUGUAAGAGUGUGUUUAAAUGUGUGUGUGUGUGUCUGUCAGUGUCGCCUUGUUUUUCCUACAUCGUGGGGACAAUUUUCCCGAAAAAGCAGCCUCGUGGGGACCGGACGUGCAUCGUGGGGACCAAUACCCAGUCCCCCCUAAUCCAAAUGCAUAUUACAGGUGGGGAGGUUAGGUUUAUGACCGAGGUGUGAAUUGAGUUUAGGUUAGUUUUAGGGUCAGGUAAGGUUCCUGUGAGGUUAAUUUUACGAUAAAUAGUCAGG
Messenger RNA from Austrofundulus limnaeus, 5337 nucleotides. It is a transcript of the gene vwde, whose product is annotated as von Willebrand factor D and EGF domains. Lineage: Eukaryota; Metazoa; Chordata; Actinopteri; Cyprinodontiformes; Rivulidae. Gene Ontology annotation, molecular function: calcium ion binding; signaling receptor binding. Gene Ontology annotation, biological process: anatomical structure development. Gene Ontology annotation, cellular component: extracellular region; cell surface. The record is from RefSeq and is a predicted model, not a curated record.